GGAUUACACUAACAAGGCUGGUAUUAGGCAGUAACCUUUGUUUGAUAUUGACACAUUGCAUACCUGGUUUCACAGUCUUUAGGCGAAUGGGCUCUCUGAAGUGGCGGAUGACAGCGAGGGUGUCUCUGUUGGUCAGCCCGCUGACUGGGGUGCCGUUCACCUCGAGGAGCACGUCCCCGGUGCAAGGAAAUCUUCCUGCGUGACAAACCAUCGCAUCCGCAAUCACCUGGCCCAGGUACGGGAAUUCUCCGAGUUCGGCACCUCCCCCUACUUCCACAACGGUGCCAAACUCACCGGCAUUUCCCCACGAAACGUCACACUCCUGUACUUUGCCGGACCAGUGCUUUUUCUUUUUCAACGUUUUGGACAUGAUGAAUGUCUCUCGCAAGCCUUUAGAGAAGUCCUGGUGUUUGUUGAUAUAACAAGACAAGCUUCACACAGUCAUGCAGAUAGAAACUGUACAAAGAUGCUGAAGCUGAGAUGAGGCAACCUACUACUUGUGUUAUAUUCCAUAGCAGUCUAUCGUCCCUUAAAAUUGAUCAAUUGUUUUUUCCUUUGAUUGAAUUAUCCAGGCAUCAACCUGUCAGCUAUGCAAGACCUUCUGCGUCAGUGUUGUCGGAGAAGGAGAAAUUGUAUCGUGGGGUUGCUAGUGUUGUAAUAGAAUCCUUCAACUGCCCGUUCCACACGGUAGCCUACUAAUGUUUUCAGACCAGCGUGUCCUCUGCAGUAGUCUAUUUACUAUAGCCGACUAUAGAACUCACCGGAUCCAACCUACAGUGAGUCUUCGCAGUCUAUCUAAAUUCAGUCGGUUGAAAGUCACGGAUUUGGAGUAGUAGUAUCCAGUUAAGGCAGAAACCAACAGCAAAACUGAACGAUUUAAGCAACGCGCAAUAUGUAAUAUUUCGCUAUUCGUCUUCAAAGUGGUUCAAACUGUUGCGUAAAUCCACUACCGAUUCUUGACCCACCCGAACUGCACUGCUUGGCCAUUACAACUUAGUUCAGCGCACCUGUUCUAACACUUCGAGGUGACAUCAGAUACGACGUAUUCCCUGGUAACUGCAUAACACCGGAUACCUGUCCACGGAGUGUUUCGCAGGGUUCACCUCAAGCCUACUGUGCUGACUGCUGCUGGGAACUUGCUCCUAUUCUUCAGUCAGCUCGUUCAGCGCGCGCUCUAGCAUAGCUAUGACGUCCCAUGUAGUAAUGCCUGUUCUUUAAACGGCUGUGCCCUCUUGUGGUUUAAAUAAACCAGUACACACACAUCUCAUCACACACCAUAGGUCUGACACACACACACAUAACUAAGGUAAGACUAAGGCUAAUAUUGGAAAAAGUUUCGUUGAGGAAAAAAAAAAUUGCUCUCCAAUAACCACUGAUGCCAAAUUAGCUUCUUAAGAUGUAUUAUUGACAACCGACUAAUUUAAAGUUAUUCAUUUGACACGGUUAAUGGCGUGGUGCUUGUGCCAGUAUCCCAAAUUGGCAGUAGCAUAAAGGCACCCAAUUAAUGAUCCAACAAACAAAUCAAAUCUGAUGUUGGUAACUCGACCCUUAUUGUCACUGUCGUGUGGUAUAUUAGAGCCUUGUGGUGAAGUACACUAGCGCACUGCAGUCUCGCUGACCAAUUUGUCAAAUACCUCCAUCUGCUGUCAAAACAUUUGGCUGGCUUUAGACAGAAAUUUCACUGGCCUUGUUUUCCACUUUUAUCUCCCCCAUGAUUACACGCGAGUCAUAUGCAUGGACAAAAAGUCAUGUCUCAAAUGUAUAAACAGUAAAAGUCAUUUGAAAUGUUAUGUAGCCUAACGAACUUCAAAUGUCCCCUGUUGUUAAUGAUUAACUCUCUGUCAACUUGACAGUCUCCACACUCGCCUGUUCAGCCAGACAUUUUGGCAAAGCAGUUGAUAGCUCGAUGUCAUUGAAAGAAAUAUUGGAACUCUUUAUUGACUUGUGACAUCUGUCUGCUUUCAAUAAAAUCCACUGACGUCCAGUGGCAUGAUCCUGUGAUAGCUUCCAUCUCCGUUUUCAUGUGAGACAUGCUGACACGCAACAGCUGUCUUCUAUGGAUGUGCAGACGGCUUCAUGCAAUAACACCUCAGACCCUCUCUGCUAUGCAGAGAGUUCAAGUCUGCUGGCUGUAAUCGUCAUACCUGCCCUGCUGUCUCUCAGCACUGUGGGAGUUGUUGUUCUGAUACUGAUCAGUCUGCUCUGGAAGACACCUUCCCCUGGAAGUAGGCCGACUUCCAGCCCUGGCCAUGAUGUCAAUAAUCAGGAAUGUCUUUCCAUAAACGGGACAAUGGUGAGGCCUCCUCUGAGUUCUCAGGAUGCGGUGUGUCUGUGGGAGAUCCCUGGAGAUUGUACCCUAGAGGGGCUGGAGUUCUGGCAGUCUGGCUACUAUGGACCCAUCUGUCGAGCGUUCCUGAGGAGUGAAGCCAUCUCCACCCCUGUGGUGGUUAAAACACUCAGAGAUGGUUCCAACCAGGGUGAAGCCAGAGAGUUUGUGGAGUGGGUCCGGUUCCAUGCCACAGUAUGUAAGCAUGACAACGUGGUCCGGAUGCUGUUCUGCCAACGCCUCCGUCUGCCCAUGUACAUGGUCCUGGAGACCUGCAGUCCAGGGAACCUGCUGCACUUCCUCUGGGCGAUUAGGAAUAGGGAUUCUGAAUCGGGGGAUAGCUUGCAACAUUUCUCGGAGAAAUCGGUGUUUCUGAUCGCAAAACAAGUUGCCACUGGCCUGGACUACCUGCUAUCAGAGCAUAGGCUGAUGCACGGUGAUGUCGCUGCCAGAAACAUCCUUAUUGGCCCAGGGCUCUCUGCGAGGGUGUCUGGGUUGGGCUUGGCGUUCAGCAGCCGUCAGAAGGACACCGUGACAAAGCAGCAGGCAGAGAAGGUGCCUCUGAAGUGGCAAGCCCCUGAGAGGAUUCUGAAGCUGCCCACCACUGACAGGAGUGACGUGUGGUCCUUUGGAAUCUUACUGUAUGAAAUGAUCACCUUGGGCUCUGCGCCCUUCCCUGAGCUGGAGCCUCGCGCCGUGCUCCCUCAACUCCAGAAACACUACAGAAUGAAAAGGCCAGAAUCAUGUGGAGUACCUCUGUACGACCUUAUGAAGUACUGCUGGAUGUGGAACUUCAAGGACCGCCCUGCAUUCUCUGCCAUCAUAAAACUACUUGAGUCCUACACUUACCUGGCUGGGACCAAGGCCCUCCAAUCAACAGAUGGCUUAGACACCUUUGAGUACAGGAAGAAGGCAGGCAUCUUCUCAUGAGUAUCGAACCCCUGGCAGCAUGCAGUGUGAUGAUUUUUUGCAGUAGUAAACUGAUACAUGCGUGUAAACUGACAAGUGUGACUAAAUCAAUUUGGUCAAUGUAGUUCAAACAAUGGAAUCACACAAUGGCGCACAAUUGUUUCACCUCUUUUUUAAUGUCAAAACAUUCAGAAUAAAAAAUACAGGUAGUCUUCAGACGUGUUUGAUAUUGGGUGUGUAUAGUUCUGUUGCAUUUCUAAUACACCAACACUAGGCAUGCAUUACUGUGGUUAUGAUGGGGAAUAGAAGAACCAGAUGCAGAAACUCUGGAAAGCAUUGCUUGAGUACAAUAUGCAAAACUGGCCUUUAGUCAGUGCUCAAACUUUACAGUUGUUUCCCAUUACACUGGAUGUGAUGUCAACAAACCUUUAUCUGGAAAGGUGAAGCCAGACACAGAUACAGCCAUACUGUUUGUCACCACAACUCACAGGUCCUCAGACAUUCUUAGAAAAAGAAGAACACAAGUUCCUUGAAAGAAUGUUUCAUUAACUAUCUAAAUACCUAGAGGUGGAAGGGAGGUACCAUCAUUAUUCUGAACAUCCCCCUUCAUGCUGAAGUGAUGAAAGUUUAUGUUUAACCAAA
Messenger RNA from Osmerus eperlanus (European smelt), 3877 nucleotides. RefSeq names its product tyrosine-protein kinase STYK1. The transcript is spliced from 10 exons. Gene Ontology annotation, cellular component: signaling receptor complex; plasma membrane. The record is from RefSeq and is a predicted model, not a curated record. Lineage: Eukaryota; Metazoa; Chordata; Actinopteri; Osmeriformes; Osmeridae. The coding region runs from base 2057 to 3256 and encodes 399 amino acids. Gene Ontology annotation, molecular function: ATP binding; transmembrane receptor protein tyrosine kinase activity. Gene Ontology annotation, biological process: protein phosphorylation; cell surface receptor protein tyrosine kinase signaling pathway; positive regulation of kinase activity.